CCAUGGUAUUUUUCGGAAAGCCCAAGUUUUCAUUUGACGAGAUCCCGCCACUCAAUGGCAAAACCGUCAUCAUCACCGGAGCCAACUCUGGUCUCGGACGCGUUUCCGCCUUGGAGAUUGCACGCAAAGGAGCUCAUGUGAUCCUCGCUUGUCGGUCAAAGGAGCGUGCCCUCCCAGUGGUGGACGAAAUCAAGGCUGUAACAAGCAACCAGAACGUCGAGUUCGCCGAGCUCGACCUUGCCUCCCUGGCUUCUGUCCAAAAGUUUUCAUCCGAAUUUCUGGGGCGGCAUCUUGAGCUCGAUAUCCUCAUCAAUAAUGCUGGAAUUAUGGCCAAGACUGAAUUUCAGCUAUCAGUGGAUGGGAUCGAAAUGCAACUUGCCUCCAACCAUUUUGGCCAUUUCCUCUUGACUCUCAAUCUGCUUCCAGCCUUUCCGAAGGACAGGCCAGCUCGUAUCGUCAAUCUUUCGUCCCUUGCUCAUCAGCUAACGCGCAAGAACGGCAUCGACUUUGACGAUUACAACAACCCUCAACUCUACAGCCCUUGGCAAAACUACGGCCAGUCUAAACUUGCCAACAUUCUCUUCACCAAGGAGCUUCAGAAGCGUCUUGAAGCUGCUGGCAUUCAUAACAUCUAUGUCAAUGCCGUCCAUCCUGGUGCUGUCGACACCAACUUGGCGCACGGAGCCCAAUAUAUGCCCCCCAUUAUUGUGAGCGCCUUCAAGACUUUGUUGGCUGUUAAGCCGGAGUUCGGCGCUCUCACUCAGGUUUACGUUGCGACAUCGCCCGAAAUCGAAAAAGAAAACUAUCGGGGACAGUAUUUUAUUCCAACAGCCAUUUUAGCGACACCAUCGAACUAUGCCACUGACGGUGAACUCGCAACCAAACUCUGGGACUUUACCGUCGGACUUCUCUCGGAAAAGGGCUUCAAGAAUCAAUGGAUUGUUGAUUGAGGCCUGGAGUAAUUUGGCGACAUUUGUCAGUAGCUCAAGUGCUUCUCUUGUAUUGAUAUACAUCGGAAGUUGGAGCGCAUCCCGAUUUUGUCUCGAGAGACUGGGCAUCCUUUUUGGAGUCUGAUCGGAAUAUAUCAGACUUGUCAUUCUGCA
Polychytrium aggregatum is the source of this 1103-nucleotide messenger RNA. RefSeq lists its product as uncharacterized. The annotation marks the transcript as partial. The transcript has 5 exons. Lineage: Eukaryota; Fungi; Chytridiomycota; Chytridiomycetes; Polychytriales. The record is from RefSeq and is a predicted model, not a curated record.